AUGGCGGUUCCCAUCAGCGAAAUCCCCACCGUUUCCCUCCUCUACAAGCUUCGACGCUUGAUCCCAGCCUCCUCUCCCCAGGCAUCGCCCUCGAAAACCUUCAACGACACUAUCUCGCUUAUCCGAAAUGACAUCACCAAAUUGCACGACGUCGACUGCAUCGUCAAUGCAGCAAACGAGACGUUGCGUGGAGGCAGUGGGGUUGACGGUGCUAUUCACCGCGCCGCAGGCCCAGACUUGUUGAGGGAAUGUCGCACCCUGGGUGGUUGCGACACCGGCGACGCCAAGAUCACCUCAGCUUACAAUCUCCCCUGCAAGAAGGUCAUCCAUGCCGUUGGCCCCAUCUACGAGCUCGAGAGGCGAAGCGGUCCGAAUCAGCCGGAAGCUCUUCUGCGAAGCUGCUACCGGCGCAGUCUGGAGCUGGCGGUGGAGAACAACAUGAAGCGCAUUGCGUUCUCGGCUCUCAGCACUGGCACAUAUGGAUACCCGAAGAGAGAGGCGGCCUGCACUGCUCUUGAUGAGACUCGAAAGUUCCUGGAGCGACCGGAAAACAGUGGACAGCUGGAGCGGAUCAUUUUCUGUAACUUCGAAGCGGCCGAUGAGGCUGCCUACGAGCAGUACAUUCCAACUUACUUCCCCCCUGUCGGCCAGGACGUGCCCCGUUCCAGUGGUCAGGAAACUGGUCCACAAGCACACGUUGACGGUGAGUCUUCGCCGUCUCCCGAGUUGCUUGCAGCUAAGCUUCCUGACCCACCUACCGUGGACCCUGCCUUGGAAGGACAACCCGAAGCUAAGAAAGCCAAGAUUAAUGCAGGUCAUAGGGGUAGGGGAAGGCCUUCCGAGGAUAUUACAAUGAAGUCGGAUGAAAGGAGCGAAGAUGACUGGGAGGAGGUUAACCGGUCUGAUGACGGUCGGACGGAAAGAUUAGAUGACGAGCCUGUCGAGGUGGACCGACCUCCAUCAGUCACUGAUGUUCAGAGUGUCCAGUCAAGUGGAAUUAUCGAUAGCAUCCACUCUCAAUCCACAGAGAGCUUGAUUGGCAAGGACUGGUGA
Aspergillus affinis is the source of this 1053-nucleotide messenger RNA. RefSeq names its product macro domain-containing protein. NCBI's taxonomy places the organism in Eukaryota, Fungi, Ascomycota, Eurotiomycetes, Eurotiales, Aspergillaceae. The record is from RefSeq and is a predicted model, not a curated record. The coding region runs from base 1 to 1053 and encodes 350 amino acids. The transcript is spliced from 2 exons.